Molecule: messenger RNA, 4116 nt
Organism: Myotis myotis
Lineage: Eukaryota; Metazoa; Chordata; Mammalia; Chiroptera; Vespertilionidae
Gene: MYORG
Product: myogenesis regulating glycosidase (putative)
Exons: 2
Coding region: 331-2475 (714 amino acids)
Biological process (GO): skeletal muscle fiber development; carbohydrate metabolic process
Molecular function (GO): hydrolase activity, hydrolyzing O-glycosyl compounds
Source: RefSeq, a predicted model, not a curated record
GGAGGAAGGUAGGGGCUAAGGAGCCGGGCCUCAAGUCCGCGUGACAAUGUGGGAGGAGGGGUCCGGCGUCUGGGGCGGGGAUGGACUCCAAGGCCCUGGGCGAGACCAAGAGACCUGGGCGUGGCCAGCCAGCCAGAGGGCGGGGCCUCAGCUGUCCCCUAAGUAGGCGGCGCUCGGCUUUGCGCGGUGGCAGCUCAACUCUGGCUAGCGUGGAGAUCUGCAGGAGCCUACCUUCACCCCCACUUUUGGGGUCACUGCCACUCUGGCAGGCCAGGUUCAGACGGGCUUUGUCAUGUGCCCACUGCCCGUUCCUUCCUUAACUGAGGGCUGAUGCCUCAAAAUCUGGAGAAGAGCCAGGCCAACCCCCGCCGACGCCCUGGGCGCGACACAGGCCUGAAGAGUCCUGAGGCUGCCUCAGCCACAGCCAUGUACACCUUCCUGCCUGACAACUUCUCGUCUGUAAAGCCCAAAGCAUCAUCAAAAGAGGCGAAACCGCUGCUGGGCUCGGUAGUGCUGGGGCUGCUGCUGGUGUUGGCCGCGGUGGUAGCCUGGUGCUUCUACAGCGCCUCUCUGCGCAAGGCUGAGCGUCUGCGCGCGGAGCAGCUGGACCUUAACCUUGGAGGUUUCUCCAUCCGCAACCAGAAGGGCGAGCAGGUCUUCCGCCUGGCCUUCCGCUCCGGUGCCCUGGACCUCGACUCCUGCAGCCGCGAUGGCGCCCUGCUGGGCUGCUCCCGCACGGCGGAUGGGCGCCCGCUACACUUCUUCAUCCAGACCGUGCGUCCCAAGGACACCGUCAUGUGCUACCGCGUGCGCUGGGAGGAGGAGGAGCCGGGGCUCGCCGUGGAGCACGCCAUGUUCCUGGGGGACGAGGCGGCGCACUGGUACGGCGGCGCGGAGAUGAGGACUCAGCAUUGGCCCAUCCGGCUGGAAGGCCAGCAGGAGCCGCAGCCCUUCGUCACCAGCGACGUCUACUCCUCCGACGCCGCCUUCGGAGGCAUCCUCGAGCGCUACUGGCUCUCCUCGCGCGCGGCUGCCAUCAAGGUCAACGACUCAGUGCCCUUCCACCUGGGCUGGAACGGGACGGAGCGCUCGCUGCGGCUACAGGCGCGUUACAGCAACACGCCCUUCAAGCCACCGGCCGGCCUCCCCGCCGCGCUCGAGCUCAGCUACCGUGUGUGUGUCGGCUCAGACAUCACCUCCAUCCACAAGUACAUGGUCCGGCGCUAUUUCAAUAAGCCGUCGAAGGUGCCCGCACCCGAGACCUUCCGGGACCCCAUCUGGUCCACGUGGGUGCUGUACGGGCGGGAGGUGGACCAGGACAAGGUGCAGCGUUUCGCCCAGCAGAUCCGACAGCACCGCUUCAACAGUAGCCACCUGGAAAUCGACGACAUGUACACACCUGCUUACGGGGACUUCGACUUCGACGAGGUCAAGUUCCCCAACGCCAGCGACAUGUUCCGCCGCCUGCGCGACGCUGGAUUUCAGGUCACGCUCUGGGUGCACCCGUUCGUCAACUACAAUUCCUCGUCCUUUGGCGAGGGCGUGGAGCGAGAGCUGUUCGUGCGCGAGCCCACCGGCCGGCUGCCGGCGCUCGUGCGCUGGUGGAACGGCAUCGGCGCCGUGCUGGACUUCACGCGCCCCGAGGCCCGCGACUGGUUCCAGGGGCACCUGCGGCGGUUGCGCUCGCACUACGAGGUCGCCUCCUUCAAGUUUGACGCGGGCGAAGUCAGCUAUUUGCCGCGGGACUUCAGCACCUACAGGCCGCUGCCGGACCCCAACAUCUGGAGCCGGCGCUACACGGAGAUGGCGCUUCCCUUCUUCUCCCUGGCCGAGGUCCGCGUGGGCUACCAGUCGCAGAACAUCUCCUGCUUCUUCCGCCUGGUGGACCGCGACUCCGUGUGGGGCUACGACCUGGGGCUGCGCUCGCUCAUCCCGGCCGUGCUCACCGUCAGCAUGCUGGGCUACCCGUUCAUCCUGCCGGACAUGGUGGGUGGCAACGUGGUGCCGGAGCGCACCGCGGGCGGCGGCAAGGUGCCGGACCGCGAGCUCUACGUGCGCUGGCUGGAGGUGGCCGCGUUCAUGCCCGCUAUGCAGUUUUCGGUCCCACCCUGGCAGUACGACGCGGAAGUGGUGGCCAUCGCGCACAAGUUCACCGCCCUGAGGGCCUCGCUCGUGGCACCGCUCCUGCUGGAGCUGGCCGGGGAGGUCACGGACACUGGCGACCCCAUUGUGCGCCCCCUCUGGUGGAUCGCUCCGGGCGACGAGACAGCUCACCUCAUCGACUCGCAGUUCCUCAUCGGGGACACCCUGCUGGUGGCACCAGUGUUGGAGCCCGGCAAGCAAGAACGUGACGUCUACCUGCCCGCGGGCAAAUGGCGCAGCUAUAAGGGUGAGCUUUUUGACAAGACCCCAGUGCUGCUCACCGAUUACCCCGUCGACCUAGAUGAGAUAGCCUACUUCAUCUGGGCGUCCUGACCCAGCCCGGAGCCCGGGAACCGCACAGCUCUAACCCGCCUUCCUGCAGGCCUUUCACCCUCGUCACAACCACCCCGUGGAUCCCCAGGAAGUCUCUACCUCUGUACCACCCUCUACCUGGGUGCUAACAUAAAUGUGCUCCACCCACUCCUGCAGGGCCAGCGGAGGGCGCGGAAGCAGCCUCCCACUCCUACGCACAACCUAACAAGUCCCUUUCCUCCACUCACCCUUGUCUACAGAAACCUCCACUCACCCUUGUCUACAGAAACCUUUCUCUGGGGUGGGGGUGUGUGAGCUCCGGGGGAAAAGGUCAGUUCCUGUUACACAUGGUUGGAUUUUAAAAGCACAAAAGAAAAACCUCACUCUCCAUUCUGGCCUGAGUAGCCAUCUUAUCCUUCUGAAGUGGGGACUUGAUCCUCCUUCAGGUCCCAAAAUAGCCCCCGGCCACACUAAGAAAGGGCAUAUUCUUGGAGUUGGAAGCCAGGCCCUGAGUUCUCAGCCCUGGCCUCAACUGUGACUGACCUGGUCCCACCCCAGCUGCCGGGAAGAGAUGGGAGUACUUGGCCAACUGGAGGGCUUGAUUCAGCGCAGCGCUAUCAUCGUUGUCCCUCAUUUGUGAAGAGACUCCUAACACUGCACUAACCAUCUGUGUACACACAUGCACUCAGCCUUGUGUACACAUAUGUGCUCAGCACAAAGACUUGCAAGACCACGCAGGCCAGACUUGGUGCCUUACCCCAAGACCGUGUGUGUGUGUGUGUGUGUGUGUGUGUGUGUGUGUGUGUGUGUGAGAGAGAGAGAGAGAGAGAGAGAGAGAGAGAGAGAGAGAGAGAGGCGGGGGAGGGGGGAGGGAGGCAUCAUGUGUCAUCCCUGGAUCUGCAGAAUGAACACAACACCCCUGAAGCUGGGUAACCCUGGAGGUAGGGGGCAGGGAGCAAAUUUGAGGCUUUGAUUGUUGACUUGGCCUCUUCCCAGGCAAUGUCCCUGGAACUCUGGUAGGAAAUAAACAGCCCCUUCAUGAUUGCUCAGCUGCCUCACUCCCUGCACAGGUGGCAGGGGUGUGGCCUAAAAGGAAGGGAUAGUCUUAUUCUGGUGGCGGUGUGCUUCAUUCAGCACACGCACCACACGUGCACAUCUCUGCUUGCAAAUACACAUACAGGGUAAGGUCUUUCAUUUCAGCCGUUUUUCCGUUCUAAGAAGAUCAGUCUCAGCCAGAGCAUUUUUUUUUUUUCUGACUUCACAGCUAAGUCUGGAGAAGUUGCUUGCCAGAGCCCGGAGGUGGGAAACAGGGCAGGGCUCAGCCUCCAUCUACAGGUUGGACAGCAGAACCAGUCCCUCAGCCCCUAGAGAAUACAUCUCUUUGCCCAGCCCUCCACCCCUCUAUUUUCUCAGUGUGAAGAAUGCCUAAUACAAUUUUAAGGGAACUCACAGGUGCCUAUCUAUCUCCCGUGCUGACUCUACCACUCUUCAAAAAGCUGUGUGACCUUGAGCAAGCUGCUUAACCUCUCUGAGCCUCAUUUUCCUCAUAUGUAAAAUGGUGAUAAUAAUGUCCAACUCCCAGGUUGUUGUGGGAAUUAUAAGCACAGAUGUACGUAAAGUGCCUGGCACAAGUAGGUGCUCAAUAAAAGGUAGCUAUUACAA